Brassica oleracea var. oleracea is the source of this 1574-nucleotide messenger RNA. RefSeq names its product nuclear transcription factor Y subunit B-2. The transcript has a single exon. Gene Ontology annotation, molecular function: RNA polymerase II cis-regulatory region sequence-specific DNA binding; protein heterodimerization activity; DNA-binding transcription activator activity, RNA polymerase II-specific. The record is from RefSeq and is a predicted model, not a curated record. The coding region runs from base 797 to 1354 and encodes 185 amino acids. Lineage: Eukaryota; Viridiplantae; Streptophyta; Magnoliopsida; Brassicales; Brassicaceae. Gene Ontology annotation, biological process: regulation of transcription by RNA polymerase II. Gene Ontology annotation, cellular component: CCAAT-binding factor complex; nucleus.
GUAAUCAAUUACGUAGUGUAUUUCGGUUUGGAAACUUGGUUUGGUUUGAGACGUGUCGGUUCGGUUCUGUAACUCUAUCACUAAGUAUGUCAUUAUAGUUAAUUAAUCACGCGCUUAGAAAAGCAAACUGUGGUCGGGUCCACCGGAAAAGAUCGAGACCGUCGAAUGUGGGAAACUGGAUCCUUUCCUCAACAGCUGUCUGAUCUGAUUGGUCGAUCCAGCUUGAUGGCAAUGAACUCCACAACAACCACAUCCAAUCCCAUUUCAUUAAAAAAAAUUUACACAUUAAAACAAGAAAGGUAAAAUUGACCGAUAGGUCGUUGAGUGGCAGUUACCCUCUAUCUCCAACGCCUUCCUCUUCCGCUCCGUCUCCUUCACGCUCCGGCUCAUCCCGUUCUCUGUGUCAACCACUCUCCCCUUCAGCGCGUGCGUCUUAAAAUUAACAGACAAAAGGUGGGCUGGGUCCACUAACGGCCCACACACGUGGCAUAGCCUUAAAGGGCUGUUAAUCCUCAUUAAAAUCUGACGGUUGAGCACGUACCCAGUUGUCAGAACCUUAUCAGUGAAUGGACGAUUAAUGUAAAACACACCUGUCAAGCGAACAGAAGUCGUGCAUCGUCGCUUUAUAAAAUCGCCGGCGAGUCAUACAAUCUCAGCCGACACUUUGAAUUCGCUUUCCAAAAACUCUAAUUUUCUCGCUUCAGUCAACCAUCAUCAAUGGUGAAGCCAUGAUGAUUUGAAAAAGAGUGAAGUUUCUGUUUAUUUUUUUUCUAUAAUUUCGUAGUAGUUUUCAUAAAUGGGGGAUUCCGACAAGGACUCCGGUGGAGGGCAAAACGGACAGUCUCCGUUGUCUCCCAGAGAGCAAGACAGGUUCCUACCGAUCGCUAACGUGAGCAGGAUCAUGAAGAAGGCCUUGCCAGCGAACGCCAAGAUAUCCAAAGAUGCUAAAGAGACGAUGCAGGAGUGCGUCUCUGAGUUUAUAAGCUUCGUCACGGGAGAGGCGUCGGAUAAGUGCCAGAAGGAGAAGAGGAAGACGAUCAACGGCGAUGAUUUGCUAUGGGCUAUGACCACUCUAGGGUUUGAGGAUUACGUUGAGCCGCUGAAGGUUUACUUGCAGAGGUUUAGGGAGAUCGAAGGGGAGAGGGCUGGAGUGGGGAGGCCACAGACAGGUGGUGAAGGUGGAGAGCAUCAGAGAGAUGCAGGUGUGGGCGAUGGCGGUGGAUUCUACGGUGGUGGGAUGCAGUAUCACCAGCAUCAUCAGUUUCUUCACCAACAGAACCAUAUGUAUGGUUCCACAGGCGGUGGUGGGGGUGACGGUGGAGGAGGAGCUGGCUCCGGUAGGACUAGAACUUAAAAGAGAUUGGUGAAAGAGGAGCUCUGUAUAUAGAUACACUUAUAAACAUGUAAAACUAUUUAAGUAUCAUCUUGGUUAUGUAAAACUAAACUUUGAGGCUAUGUAAAGAGAGAGCAAGUGUGUAUUUGAAACAAUAUGAUUAUUGAUUAGCUAACGGAUCUGCUCCGUUUAGUCUUGUAUUUAAACUAUUGGAUUUGAAUGAAAAUAUUCUCAUUUGGGA